Messenger RNA from Macadamia integrifolia, 2261 nucleotides. RefSeq lists its product as uncharacterized. The record is from RefSeq and is a predicted model, not a curated record. The transcript is spliced from 11 exons. Bases 178 to 1740 code for a protein of 520 amino acids. NCBI's taxonomy places the organism in Eukaryota, Viridiplantae, Streptophyta, Magnoliopsida, Proteales, Proteaceae.
GACCUCGACCGGAGUACCGGACCGACACGAAGCAAUCAUCGUCGGUGGUUCUCAGUUCCUUCCGUUUUUUGUUUUUUCCGUUCAUAUUGGGCAUUUGGGCGGUUUUAUUUCAAAUUGCGGAGCUGGUCUAGAAGAAGGAAAAGGAAGAAGAAGAAGAAGAAGAAGAUAAUAGAGCCGAUGGUGCCCGAACGACCAACAGAAGAAAAUGGAGAAGAAGAAGAAGAAGAGGAGGAGGAGGCACUAGCUUAUAAUCCGUCUGCACCUUCUUCCGAGUUGUUUGAUAUCUCGACGACAAUUGAUCCUGGCUAUAUAAUCUCUUUGAUACGAAAACUUCUACCCCACACUGUGAGGAAUAUUCCUUGCUCCAAUGUAGUAAAUGAUCACAGUGGUUCUACUGGAUCGGAAGGUGCUAGUUUGGAAUGUGCAGCCGACCUCCCUCGAGCUGGGGCCGCAAACAUAACAGACAAUGAAUUUGAGGCCAUGGACAACCUGGAUGGUCACCACGGUCCAAUUGAAAGAGAGGAUUCUUUUCAUGGUUCUGAACAUCCCAGGGCAUCAUCAGGAGAAGCGACCUGGGAAGAGUACGGCUGCAUUUUAUGGGACCUCUCUGCAACUAGGACACACGCAGAAUUUAUGGUGAAAAAUCUUAUACUUGAAGUGCUUUUGGCAACUCUUACUGUUUCUGUAUCUUCUAGGGUUAAGGAGAUUAGCCUUGGAAUCCUUGCGAAUUUGGCUUGUCAUGAAGUUCCACUAGCUCAUAUAGUCUCUACACAAGGAUUGCUGGAGACAGUUUUUGAUCAGUUGUUCAUAGAUGACACUCCAUGCCUUUCUGAAACUCUCCGGUUGUUGACUUUGGGUCUACAAGGUAGUGGAUCUGCUACUUGGACCGAAGCAUUGCAACCUGAACCUGUUCUUGGUCGCAUACUAUGGAUUACAGAAAAUACGUUAAAUACUCAGCUACUGGAAAAGAGUGUGGAGUUACUGUUGGCCCUGUUGGAAGGUCAAAAAGGGGCUCAAAUUCUUCUUCCAUCUUUGAUGAACUUGGGUUUGCCUAGUCUUCUGGUUAAUCUGUUGGCAACUGAGAUGGAACUUUUGAUCGGUGAGAGAAUGCCUGAGAGGUUCCUUGUUCUUGAUUUGAUCCUGCGUGCAAUUGAGGCUCUUUCUGUUAAUGAUAACUAUUCACAAUUGAUCUCUUCAAAUGAGGAACUUAUCAGACUCGUUUAUGACCUGGUCAAAAUUCCUGACAAAGUUGAGGUAGCCAGCUCUUGUGUUAGUUCUGUGGUCCUGAUUUCAAAUAUACUGUCUGAUGAACCAGGUCUCGCUUUGGCUAUGUCUCGUGACCUGCCUUUCUUACAGGGUCUUCUUGAAAAUUUUCCCCUUGUUUCGGAUGACUUGGAAGCACGGAGUGCACUUUGGAGUGUGCUAGCAAGGUUAUUGGUUCAAGUUAAAGAAGACGAUAUGAGCCCUUCAAAACUGCACAACUGUGUUGCCAUUCUUGUAGAGAAUUCUGAUUUUAUCGAAGAAGACCUCAUCGAUCACCAGGAAGAAGAUUCCAGUGAAGAUUUUAAGAGCUCUAGCACUUCUGGCACGAAAUCUACUCUCAGGACUACUGCUCUUAACCAUCUGGCGAGUAUUUUCGAACGGUGGACUGCGGCAACAAGUGAUGUCUCAAGGGAGGACCAUCUGGAUCAUGGAAAAGUUGACAGACUCUUGCAUUUGUGUUAUAAACAUGCCAAAUGAGACGACAGACAGAUCAUUACGAAAAAAAAGAAGAAAAAACAACACACACAGAUCUUCUUAGCUUUCUUCAUGUGGAACAGAAGCUGUAGUUGGAAGUAGCUAGAAAGGUUUUGAUAAACGGAGAAUCCUCCAUCACUGAUCACUGUUACUUUCUCAUGUUGUAAGUUUGCGUGCGGUGGCAAAUGUCUCGUCUGUCCAUAUAUUAAAAGGCUGCAGAAGAAAAGAAGAUGGUGGCAUGGUGGUAGUUUUGAGGAGAGAGAAACACAUGAUAAUAAACAUUGUGCCAUGCUGCCCACCCCAUGCAAACUUCCUUUCCGCACACCUCACCGGUCUCUUUUCAAUUUCGCAAUUGAGGUGAUCAUAAACGAACCUUUCGUUGGUUACAAUCGAGUGAGGAGUGUGGUCUUGUACUCUUUGGGUGUGGGUGACUUUAGUUUUUCCAAAGCUCGUGGUUCCGUUCCGUCCUUUCAUGUCUAAAAUUUGCCUGUUGGCUUUAGCAAGGUACCAAUUCUGUUGCUGUA